GAUCAUUCCUCCCACCAACAGAUACCCUGUGUAUGCUAGUUAUUUCUCUCACUAAUAGAUGGCUAAAGAGAUAUCAGUUAUUUCCCCCAACAACAAAUGUCCGUUUAAAUGCUAGUUAUUCCUCCCACCGAUAGAGGGCCCAAUAGAUUUUUUUUUAUUAUUUCCACCCGCAGAUGACCAAUUAACAUCUUAGUUAUUCCUUCCACCGAUAGAUGGCCCAAUAGAUAUCAGUUAGACUUCUCACUGAUACAUCCAUGCCAGUUAUUCUUCUGACCGAUAAAUUUCCUUGUACAUGUUAAUUAUUCCCUUCUUGAUAUUUCCCUUAAUGUUAAUUCCUCCCAAACGAUAGAUCCCCCCCCCCCCUCGCAAAUAACGUCUCAAGAUAAAUUUCAUUUCUCUUCCUGCCAAUAGAUGACCCUGUAGACGUUAUUUUAUUUUUCCUUUCUAAUGGGUGCUUUGUGCUUUGUUUACACAGGUCAGAUGAGUUAGAGCGAGGGUGUUUGUUUAUGCAUAUCAUACUUCCAAAAUGUCGAACCCUUGCAUUCUGUGCAAGACUUGCAAAGAAACGAAUCCUGAUGUCGUUUUCCAUCGCUUUCCGAGGACCAAAACGAGAUGUCAAAGAUGGCUAAAUGCAUUGCAGCUUGAUGUCCUCAAAAACAAAACCCCACGAGAGUUGUACAAGUCAUUUCGACUGUGCAGCAACCAUUUUUCAUCAAAGAACUACCUGACAGGGGGGCAUUACCCAGGAUUACUAGGAAAUGCCUGUCCAGACCAAAAUCUUGAUCCAGAUCAUUUACCACUCUCCACAGCAGCUGCAGAGAAUACAACUUCUGAAUAUAAAACCCCAUCAAACUUGCUUAAGGAUUCAGACCCAGAUAAUUUACCACUCUCCACAACAGUUACAGAGAAUACAACUUCUGAAUAUAACUCCACAUCAAACUUGCCUCAGGAUUCAGGGAACAAAAGGCGCAGGAAACGCAAACAAUGUGCUCCAUCUCAAAUUCAGAUUAUUCAAGAAGUUGUUUGUCAUCCCACAUCUCAUAAAGACCCUUCUCCCUGGCGCUACCAAGAAGCAUCAGCAUCCUCAUCAACACUGCAGUCAACAGCAGAGGACCAAAGGUGUAGCCAACGCAAACGAUGUGCUCCAUCUGAUAUUCAGAUUAUUCAAGAAGUUUGUCAUCCUACAUCGCAUAAAGGCCCUCGUCCCUGGCGCUACCAAGAAGCAUCUGCAUCCUCAUCAACACUGCAGUCCUCAGCUGCUACCUGUAACUCAUCCUAUGUACCUUCAAGAGCAAGGCAUCAGAUGGUCUGCAAAACUAAUGAACACAGCCAUGCUGAAGAACAUGUUGGGCCUUUCCGUUUCACAGAUCCCAUUACAACAAUUGAAAACAAAGGGGGCUUACAAAGAACAAACCUGCCAUUACAAAGAGAUUCAGAGUCAGAUGCAUCAGAAACUGAAGAGACAAUUUGUGAAAUGGUAUCACAGUCUACUCAGACCAAUACCUCAGCACCUAAUGGAACCCUGCAUUUAUCUGCACCUCCCAGUCAAGCAAAAACUAAGGAGACCAAAGUCAUGAAUCUGCCAGAAAGUGAAGCAAAGGCAGUAAAAUUCGGGCAGGAUGAGGCUACUUCUCAGAAAAAAGAAACUAAGGACCCAGUUGAUACUGAGACAUCUCCUGUAGCCCAUUGA
Penaeus vannamei (Pacific white shrimp) is the source of this 1690-nucleotide messenger RNA. RefSeq lists its product as uncharacterized. Lineage: Eukaryota; Metazoa; Arthropoda; Malacostraca; Decapoda; Penaeidae. The record is from RefSeq and is a predicted model, not a curated record.